This is a messenger RNA of Belonocnema kinseyi, 1472 nucleotides long. RefSeq names its product transmembrane protein 19. The record is from RefSeq and is a predicted model, not a curated record. The transcript is spliced from 7 exons. Lineage: Eukaryota; Metazoa; Arthropoda; Insecta; Hymenoptera; Cynipidae. Gene Ontology annotation, cellular component: membrane. Bases 144 to 1166 code for a protein of 340 amino acids.
UCUCGAGAAUUUAAGAAGGUUAUGUUUGGUAGUGUUUUGUUCAUUAUAUGAUAAUUUGAUUUUUUUUAUUUAUCCGUUUAUCGGUUCUCGGCCAGUGGUGAUUGUAGUUAAUCGAGUCUAAUUGAUGUCAAAUUAUUUUGGCAAUGUGUCGCAAUAUCGAGGAUCGAAAAUCUUCUCAUGUAUUGGUGCCGGUUUUGCUGACCGCUUUCGCGAUACCAGUUUCUAUGCUGUUUUGGAUUGGAAAUGUCGUUUAUGCUUUCUUCUCGCCUGAUUCCGAGCAUCACCAUGACGGUUAUCCGGUUAUUUCGCCCUGGAGAUGGCUUGCUGCUGUUGUUGUUCCACUUUUAUUUACCCUUUGGGGUUGGAAGAAAAAGAGCUUGGAUCUCAGUGGAGCGACUCUUGGCCUCUUGAUCGGUUUCAUCCUGACACUGACGAGUCUCGCACACUUGGCUUGUUUGAUGGCAUUUUUUGUAAGUUCCUCAAAGGCGACGAAAUUCCGAAUGAAACAGAAACAGAAAAUUGAAUGCGAAUUCAAGGAAGGAGGUCAAAGAAAUUGGAUUCAGGUUUUGUGUAAUGGAGGCAUGGCUUCGCAAUUAGCUUUACUUUAUUUAUUAGAUGUCGGUUGUGGAGAACGUCCUAUAGAUUUUGUCAAAGACUAUCGAAGCUCAUGGUUAUCUGUGGGAAUCCUAGGAACUUUGGCUUGUUGCAAUGGAGAUACUUGGGCUUCGGAAUUCGGAACUGUUAUUGGCAGUUCUGAGCCUUUUCUCAUUACAACAAGGAAACGGGUACCAAAAGGAACAAACGGUGGUGUUUCGUGGUUUGGACUUUUAGUUUCGCUACUAGGUGGACUUUUUGUUGGCUUCUUCCACUACGUGACUGUGCUAUACACUGUUGAUACAGCGAUUUUAGGAUUGGCUGCUCCGCAGUGGCCUAUAAUAAUCGCAGGAGGAAUCAGUGGACUGCUUGGAAGUAUGGUUGAUUCCAUCCUCGGAGCCACACUUCAGUACUCUGGAAUCGACGAGAAAGGAUAUAUUGUGGAGAGACCAGGAAAGGGCGUGAAACACAUAAGCGGAAGGCAAAUAUUAGAUAAUCACAGUGUUAAUCUCUUAUCUACUAUAAUUAUGGGACUCAGUCUUCCGCGGAUAGCAAACUUACUUUGGCCAUAAUUAUUUAUACAUAAGGUAAAAAGGGUGGCUCUUUAAAAAAUAUAUUUGAAUUGAUAUUCUUAUUUGUUUAAGUGCUGGUAAAAUGAAUAAUCAAUGUUAAAUUGGUUGGAACUGAAGAUCAGGAUUAAGAAAAAGUGGCUUUAUGAAUCUGCAGUAUGAAAAAUUGUUAAGUUAAUUAUAUAUUUAUAAUUAUUAGAUUAACAUUUAUAAUUGUUUUCUAUUAUAAGAAUUAUAGUUUUUUUUUUUAAUUUACGAUGAAGAGAAUUGUGAUUAUUGUAAUAAUGUAAAAAGGUGAGAAUUUAUAUA